CUGUGCCAGGAAGAUGGACAGAGCUUCAGCCAGAGCUCCCACCUGAUCCAGCACCAGAUGAUCCAAACUGGGGAUUGGCCCUAUAAGUGUGGGGAAUGUGGCAAGGGCUUCAAGCACAACUCCACACUUGUGACCCACCAGCGCAUCCACACCGGGGAGAGGCCCUACGAGUGCAGGGAAUGCAGGAAGAACUUCAUCCGGAGAUCCCACCUGAUCUGCCACCAGAGGAUCCACACUGGGGAGAGGCCCUAUGAGUGCGGGGAAUGCGGGAAGAGCUUCAGCCAGCGAUCCUACCUGAUCUGCCACCAGAGGAUCCACACUGGGGAGAGGCCCUACCAGUGUGAGCAAUGUGGGAAGAGCUUCAGCCAGCAAUCCUACCUGAUCUGCCACCAGAGGAUCCACACCGGGGUGAGGCCCUACCAGUGUGAGCAAUGUGGGAAGUGCUUCAACCAGAGCUCCAACUUGAUCCGCCACCAGAACAUCCACGCUGAGGAAAGGCCAUACAAGUGUGGGGAAUGUGGCAAGGGCUUCAACCAGAGAAAUAAACUGAUCAUCCACCUAAAGAUCCACACCGGGGAGAGACCUGACAAAUGUCCCGAGGUUUCAGAGAAGCUCCACUGCAGGAUGGGCUUCAAGCACAACUCCACCCUCAUCAUUCACCAGCAUAUCCACACUGGGGAAAUGCCCUACAAGUGUGCGGAAUGCAGGAAGGUCUUCCACCAGAGCUUCCAACUGGUCAUCCACCAAAUGAUCCACACUGGGGAGAGGCCCAACGAGUGUGGGGAAUGUGGAAUGAGCUUCAGCAUAAGGUCCCACCUGAUCUGCCACCUGAGGAUCCAAACCAGGGAAUGGCCCUACACAUGUCCCGCUUGUGGGAAGAGCUUGUCCAGGAGCUCUCACUUGAGCAGACACCAACGGAGACACCAGUAA
Messenger RNA from Hirundo rustica (Barn swallow), 930 nucleotides. Its product is annotated as zinc finger protein 239-like. The record is from RefSeq and is a predicted model, not a curated record. Gene Ontology annotation, biological process: regulation of transcription by RNA polymerase II. The transcript has 2 exons. Gene Ontology annotation, molecular function: DNA-binding transcription factor activity, RNA polymerase II-specific; RNA polymerase II cis-regulatory region sequence-specific DNA binding. The annotation marks the transcript as partial. Lineage: Eukaryota; Metazoa; Chordata; Aves; Passeriformes; Hirundinidae.